Molecule: messenger RNA, 6327 nt
Organism: Trematomus bernacchii (emerald rockcod)
Lineage: Eukaryota; Metazoa; Chordata; Actinopteri; Perciformes; Nototheniidae
Gene: lamb2l
Product: laminin, beta 2-like
Exons: 35
Coding region: 214-5757 (1847 amino acids)
Biological process (GO): cell migration; basement membrane assembly; substrate adhesion-dependent cell spreading
Cellular component (GO): laminin trimer
Molecular function (GO): extracellular matrix structural constituent
Source: RefSeq, a predicted model, not a curated record
CCGGUGGAACUCCGGGCUCCACCUCCUCUCUCGGGGCUGAGUUACCACUGCUCACCGGACACACAGCCCACACAGUCGGUGAAGCCAGUGCGUGUGUGGGGGUGUGUGUGAGAGAGGGAGAGAAAGGAAGCAAGAGAGAGUGAACAAGUUGACACAGAUAGAAGGGGGAGUCGCAGAGAACUACUGAGCAGCCAGAGAUACAGCCUGGUGUCCAUGCGUCCAGCAAUCAUGAUGCCCGCCAUGGCCGUGUACCUGAGCCUCCUCACGCUGGGCCUCAGUGUGUUUGGACAGGAGCUCCCAUCAGGCCCUCACGGCUGCACUGAGGGAAGCUGUUACCCUGCGACAGGAAACCUUCUGAUUGGACGAGCCGUCAACCUCUCCGCCACCUCCACCUGCGGCCUGAACGGGCCGGAGCAGUACUGCAUCGUCAGCCAUCUGCAGGAAUCAGACAAGUGCUUCGAGUGUAACUCCCAGCAUCCCUACGACCGGUACCGCCACAGAAACAGCCACCGCAUCGAAAACGUCAUCUACCUCAUGGACAGGGAUGAAAGCAACACCUGGUGGCAGUCUGUAAACGGAGAGGAGAAUGUCAGCAUCAGGAUGAACCUGGAGGCUGAAUUCCACUUCACACAUCUCAUCAUGAAGUUUAAGACCUUCCGACCUGCAGCUAUGAUCAUCGAGCGUUCGGCAGAUUUUGGCCGCACAUGGCGCCCCUACCGCUACUUUGCCUCAAACUGUACCAAGACGUUUCCCGGCACCCCCGCUAACGGCCUGCGCCACAUCAACGACGUCAUCUGUGAGGAGCGCUACUCUGACAUCGAACCUUCCACCAAUGGAGAGGUGAUUUACAAAGUUUUGGAUCCAGCCAUUCAUGUGAAAGACCCCUACAGCUUGGACAUUCAAGAACUCCUGCGUAUCACCAACCUGCGUAUCAACUUCACCAAGCUGAACACUCUGGGAGACGACCUGCUGGACCGGCGCUUCGACGUCCUGCAGAAAUAUUACUAUGCCCUCUACGAGCUGACGGUCAGAGGGAGCUGCUUCUGCUACGGACACGCCUCAGAGUGCGCCCCCGUGCCAGGGGUCGACGCCCGGGACAACGGCAUGAUCCACGGGCGCUGCGUAUGCAAACACAAUACAGAGGGCCUGAACUGCGAGCGCUGCCGACAUUUCCACCACGACCUGCCAUGGAGACCCGCCGAGGCGGAGAACCCACACACCUGCAGGGAGUGCAACUGUAACGGCCACACAAGCCAGUGCCACUUCGACAUGGCAGUGUAUCUGGCCACAGGCAAUGCCAGCGGAGGAGUGUGUGACGACUGCCUGCACAACACCAUGGGACGCAACUGUGAGAUGUGCAAACCCUUCUACUUCCAAGAUCCUGUUAAAGACGUCAGGGACCCACGAGUGUGUGUCGCCUGUGACUGUGACCCGGUGGGAUCAUUGGAGGGAGGUGUGUGUGACAGUCACACCGACCUGGACAUGGGGAUGAUCUCAGGACAGUGUCGAUGUAAAGUCCACGUCAAAGGCACACGCUGCGACGACUGCAAGGAAGGUUACUACGGACUGAGCCAGAACGACCCUCUGGGCUGCCAGCCUUGUAACUGUGACCCUCGUGGCAUCAUCACGAAUGGAGCUCCUUGCGACCAGAUCAGUGGGGACUGCUCCUGUAAAAGAUAUGUGACCGGUCGCUACUGCAGCCAGUGUCUGCCUGAAUACUGGGGGCUCAGUAAUGAUCUGGCCGGCUGCAGACAAUGUGACUGUGAUUUUGGUGGAGCUUUCAACAACAGGUGCAUGAUGGAGAACGGCCAGUGUGACUGCAGGAGGCAUCUGAUUGGUCGACAGUGUUCGGAGGUUCAGCCUGGGUAUUUCUGCGCUCCGCUGGACUACUACAAAUAUGAGGCUGAAGACGCGACUGGCCACUCCCCUGGUGACGCUGCACUACCUGGUAAAGUGCGUCCUCAGGCAGAGACGGACUGUGUUCAGCACCUCAGUAACCAGCUGAGGAGGCACCGUCGCCACCGUCGCAUCACCAACUCGCAGCAGCACCGCUCGGCACUGAGACGAAUCCGCCAGCUUCAGCAAACGCCGGAUGUGAGGAGCGUCCACAGAGAGCACACCCCCAGCCACAUGGUGACGUGGACCGGUCCUGGUUUCGCCCGCGUCAAAGACGGUGCGGGCCUGGUGUUCAAUAUCGACAACAUCCCCUACGCCAUGGAGUACGACAUCAUGAUCCGCUACGAGCCUGAGUCCACAGAGGACUGGGAGGCUAUAGUUAGUGUUACCUCUGUGCUGCUGCCGUCCAGUCUCCGGUGUGGAAACCUCCUUCCAACUGAACAGCUCUACACAGUCACUCUGCCACACCGCAACAGAUACAUCCAGAUGCCCCGGCCGUUCUGUUUCGAGCCCAGUAAUCGCUACGUGGUUUCCAUCCGGUUCCAGCGCCACGGGGUCACACACAGACACCUCACUGCCUUCAUUCUCAUUGACUCGCUGGUUCUAAUCCCCAAAUACAAUGAGCUGCCUGGUUUCCAAGGGAACGAGGUGGAGGCGGAGCAGCGGCGGGAGGAGAUGAUCCGCUACAUGUGUCUGGAUUCCUUCAUGAUCACACCGAUGCCCGCCCUGGCCGAGAUGUGCUCCAAACUCAUCUGCAGCAUAUCCUCCAUCAUUCAUGAUGGGGCUCUGUCGUGUCAGUGUGACCCUCAGGGCUCCCUCAGUGGGGAGUGUGACAGGGUGGGGGGUCAGUGUCGCUGUAAACCCAACGUGAUGGGUCGCCGCUGUGACCAGUGUUCUCCAGGAACAUACGGCUUUGGAGUGAGCGGCUGCACUGCCUGUGACUGCCACUCAGAGGGGUCUUUGAGCCACCAAUGUGACCCGGCCACAGGACAGUGCCAGUGCAGGCAGGGAGCCACGGGGCGUCAGUGCUCAGACUGCCAGCCGGGCCAGUGGGGCUUCCCCAGCUGCAGCCCCUGUCAGUGCAACGGCCACACUGACCUCUGUGACCCCCGCACGGGGGAGUGUCGGGACUGCAGGGACUACACAGCAGGACACCUGUGUGAGCGUUGUGUGGAUGGGUUCUUUGGAAACCCGGUGCUGGGUUCAGGGGAGCACUGUCGGCCCUGCCCCUGCCCCGGGAACCCCGGCUCGGGUCACUUCAACGGGCACUCCUGUGAAGCUGACCAAACCUCCAACCAGAUCAUCUGCACCUGCAGACAGGGCUACGCUGGGUCCCGCUGUGAUCAGUGUGCCCCUGGUUUCUAUGGCAACCCAGAGCAACCUGGCGGGCAGUGCCUCCCGUGCGAGUGCAACGCUAACAUCGACACCCAGGACCCCGGGUCAUGUGACCCCCGGACCGGCCAGUGCAUCAAGUGCCUGUACCACACCGACGGCUCCUCCUGUGACCACUGUCAGAACGGUUACUUUGGCAACGCUCUGGCACACGACUGCAGACGCUGUACUUGUGUGACUGCUGGCACGCUGCAGUCUGCGUGCCCUGACGGAGAGUGUCACUGUGACCGGCAGAGCGGGGCCUGCUCCUGCAGGGAGAACGUGGCGGGCCAUAACUGUGACCAGUGCGCCGCCAACCACUGGAACUACGGUCAGGACCGAGGCUGUGAGCCCUGCGGCUGCGACCCCCAACACUCUCUGGGAGCUCACUGCAACAUGUUCACAGGGCAGUGCCACUGUCAUCCAGGCUUCGGAGGGAAACAGUGCACUGAGUGUGAGCAGUUCCACUGGGGAGACCCGCAGGUGCAGUGUCAAGAGUGUAACUGCCACCCUCUGGGCUCGGAGAUGGCUCAGUGCGACAGGUUGACGGGGAAGUGUGAGUGCAGGGAGGGAGCGGCAGGGAAGCACUGCGAUGAAUGCGCCCGUGGCUUCACCGGCGUCUUCCCCGAGUGCGUCCGCUGUCACGCCUGCUUCCAGCUGUGGGACGACGCCAUUUGCCAGAUCAAAAGAGACCUGGAGCACAUCCAGUACACUGCGCAGAAGAUCCUGGAAAGCGGAGUCACUCCAGGAGUCGGGGACACGCGAAUCAAAGAGCUGGAGAAGAAGCUGAAGCAAGUAAAAGAUCUGAUCAGUUCUGAGGACAGCGACAAGAUCCACCAGCUGAUUGGACAGAGCAUCGAUGACCUCAGGGCUGAGAUCGCCCUGACCGACGGGCGCCUGAUGGGCGUCACCAGAGAGCUGAAUAUAACAACAGAAGAUGAAGGGGCGCUGAGACAGACCCUGACUGGCCUGGAGAGAGAGCUGAGGGACAUCAACACCACCGUGGCUCACAAACACAACCUGCUGCAGGACUACCUCACCUCAGGAUUUGCAGAUCAGUUUAAUAAAGUGAAGCGGUUUUAUAAUGAGUCGGUGAAGGCACAGGAGAAAUGCAACGCCUCGGUGUCCGGUCCCCUCAGUCCUGUGGAACAGUCCAAAGAGACCCGGGCUGUCACCGAGGAUCUGCUGAACGCCAGCAAAGACAAGUUCCUGCGCGCUCUGGCUGCUCAGAACAAGUCUCUAAAUGAGCUGCAGGACAAAGCCCACGACCUGGACAAGAGCGUCCAGCACCUCAGCAACAAGGUGUGUGGCGGUCGCAGCAAUUCAAACGCUAAUGGCAGUUGCUCAGACAGUCAAUGUGGUGGCGCCGGUUGCCAUGACGAUCGGGGCGUGCGUGUAUGUGGAGGAGAGGGAUGCAACGGGACGGUGAGCGCUUCUGUCGCAGCUCUGAAUCUCACCAGGAACACCAUGGAGAGUCUGAACACCGCCAACGAGGAGCUGCAGAGCGUCGCCAGAAAGCUCCAGGAUAUCGCCACCCUGACAAAGGAUGUAAAGAACCAGGCGAUGAACACGCUGGAGAAAGCGCAGAAGAAGAAGGAGCACUUUGAAAACAACAACAAGAAGCUGAAAGAUUUCAUCAAGAAGAUCAGAGACUUCCUCACCGAGGAGGGUGCGGACCCGGAGAGCAUAGAGAAGGUGGCUCUGCAGGUGCUGUCCAUCACGCUGCCCGUCAACAGGACGGCUCUGGACAGGAUGGUCCAGCAGAUCAAGGGCGGCCUCUCCAACCUCACCAACAUCGAGGGCAUCGUCAACCAAACCUCGCAGCACAUCAAGGAAGCCAAGGAGCUGCUCCAGAAAGCUAAGGAUGCUAAGAGCCUGGCGGAGGGAGUGAAGGAUAAAGCCAGCAACACCAAACAGGCUCUGGAUGUGUCUGAGAAGGCCAUAGAGAAGGCCCGAGCCGCCAUGAAGGAGGCCAGCAGCAACCUGAACCGCACCAGGAACGCUACAGCUAAGGUGGAUGAGAGGCUGACGCGGCUGGAGGAUAAGCAGAUGGAUGUGAUGAUGCGCCUCAACAACCUCUCCAUGGAGGUGGAGGCUCUGAGGAACAAGACGGAGCAGAACAGGCUGGUGGCAAAGAGAGCUAAAGAGCUGGCUAACAACGCCACGCACCAAGCCUCCUCCCUGGAGAGGAGCCUGAACGACACAGAGAAGCGGUACCAGGAGCUGCAGAUGAAGGUGGACUCUCUUGGAGAUGUUGGAGGUCUGAACAACAUCAACCAGAAGGCCAAGGAAAUAAAGAAGGAGGCAGAAGACCUGCUAAACAAAGCCACCAAGGGGAUAGAGCAACUCAGGAAACUGGAGAAAAAGUUCAAGAGUAACGAGCAGCGGAUGCAGAGGCAGCGCACGGAGCUGGACGAGCUGAAAAACAACGCCACGAUGGUGCGAGACGAGAUCCGGGUCCAGGUGCAGAAGUACAGUAACUGUGUGUGAGGAUGUUACACUCACCGCCCUGCUGCUGUAGCGCAGAGCAGACCUCUGACUGACGCUGUGACUUGGACACACAACCAUGAAAAUAAAACGCUGCUCUGGUACCUCCAUUCCUUUACUACUAUAUCAAGUUUUACACAUUACCUGUCAAGUGUUAUAUAUCACAGAAUGCCUUCACCUGUCUACGUACUGUACCACUAACCGACUAAAUAUCAACCCUGUGAUGUAUGCUAUGUCUUUAAGCUAUUAUCACAACAGGUGGAUGACCUGUGGAGAGUAUGAUCAUUGAUUCCAUGAGUAAUAAACAGAAGAAAUAUAUCAGAAUUUUGUUAUUUUGACCAAAAGUGCUUUCUAUGUUUUUGCUGUAAUUUGACCUCAUUUGUAUGGUAUUUACAAUAUGACAUUCCUAUAAAGAAAUAUGCGGAAAAGUAAGAUUUUUUUAAAUGAAAUAUGUUUAUUUUUAUUACAAAGGAAACUCUUGAUUAAAUGCAAACAUAAAUGUUCUUAUGAGCAAAAUUCAUUAUGAGGUAUGAUGAUGGAAACAAAUAAAUCUGAUACCGUUUAUGCAAAUGC